Messenger RNA from Dinoponera quadriceps, 1571 nucleotides. RefSeq names its product insulin-degrading enzyme-like. The transcript is spliced from 9 exons. NCBI's taxonomy places the organism in Eukaryota, Metazoa, Arthropoda, Insecta, Hymenoptera, Formicidae. Gene Ontology annotation, molecular function: metal ion binding; metalloendopeptidase activity. Gene Ontology annotation, biological process: peptide catabolic process. The record is from RefSeq and is a predicted model, not a curated record. The coding region runs from base 453 to 1571 and encodes 372 amino acids. Gene Ontology annotation, cellular component: cytosol; mitochondrion.
UCGUUGUUAUCGGUUUUAAAGAUUAAGGAUUGGGCUAGCUCUCUCAUGUGUGAAGAACGCUAUAGUACCAAACCUCUCAACUUGUUUAUUAUCAAUAUCGAGCUAAGUAGGAAUGGUUUCUUACAUGUCAACGAUGUCAUUUAUCUAGUGUUUCAAUAUUUCAAGAUGUUGAAGGAAAAAGGUCCGGUUGAGUGGAUCUACCAAGAAUAUCAGGAGUUCGCGGAGAAAAAUUUCCGUUUCCUGGAGAAAUCUUCACCUAUUUCAUAUGUAACUUCAAAUGCUCGAGCAUUGCAAAUAUAUCCAAUGAACGAUGUUCUAUGCGCAGAAAGUAUUUUCAGUCCAACAUGGGAGCCAUCGUUAAUCAAUAAUUAACAACAAAUCCGAUAGUUGUAUAUUGCACACAGUUCACGAAAACAUGGCUUAAACAAAAUAUCGAUGUGCCAAAGGCUAAAAUGAUUUUUUAUUUUGUUAGGUUACUCACCUAUACGGAUGUAAUGAAUUGUGUCUUAACCGCUGUAUUUGUUGAGUUGCUUCGUGACUCUGUCAGUGAACAUUUACACGCAGCUAAAGUGGCCGGCUUAGAAACAAAGUUUACAAGUCGCGACAAUGGAAUGGCACUUACAUUGGAUGGCUAUGACGAGAAACAGUUUAUGCUAUUAAACAAAAUUAUGAUUAGCAUGACAAACUUUAAGGUCGACCCACAAAAGUUGGAGAUGUUUAAAGAAACUUAUAGUUGGAGCUUACAAAAUAUCGAUAGUCUUCAACCGCAUAAGCGAGCAAUUCAUACGCUUGAAUAUUUGUUAAAGGAACAAAUCUGGGCAAUAAAUGAUUUAGUGGAGAUGCUUGAUUACUUAACAGUUGACAGAAUGGUGAAGUUUAUAUCGGAUUUCCUCAUUACGAUACACGUAAAGUGCCUAAUAGUAGGUAAUGUAAACGUGGAAGAAGCAAUAAAUAUAUCUCAAAUGAUCGAGACACGAUUACCAAGAGUACCUUAUAUAAAGCACGAGUCAGCGUUAUAUCCAUUAAUACCUCAUCGUCAUUUAAACACCAAUUCAUGUAGCUCAUAUGAAGUAAGCAAAUCAUUACACAAUGCCUCAUGUACAUUGAUUUAUUAUCAUAGUGAUAUACAGUCAAAUUCGGGUAUAUUGUUAUAUCUCUUAGUACAAAUCAGUUCAGGACUUUGUGAAAAAACUUUAAAAUUCAGGGAACAAUUAGGCCAUAUAGUGAUCAUUGAUGUACAUAAGGUAAACGGAAUGCAAGGCUUGAAAAUUUUAAUUGAAGGUAACAAACAUGAGCUACAUUAUGUUACAGAACGAAUUUAUGCAUUCAUGGAUUUGGUGGAAAAAUAUAUAGAAACAAUGACUGAUGAAUAUCUUGAAAUGUACAAGAAAAUAUUGCACCAGUCAUAUUUCAAUUUAUCAGAAUUUAGAUGCUCUCAGUUCGCGAAAUAUUGCGAUCAAAUUCUCACAGAGCAAUAUUAUGUUAAGCAAGAAUAUGAUGAAUUCACGUGCCUAAGCAAUAUCACAACAAAGAAAUUACUUAAGUUUUAUAAGGUAAUUCUUAUUACAUGA